GCCCGUUCCGGCUGCCGGGUCCAGAGCCGCUGGAUGUCCUCCGCCCGCCGCCUUGCCCCGGCCCUGCCCGCGCUCGCCAGCAUGUCCUUCAUCCCGGUGGCCGAGGACUCUGACUUCCCCAUCCACAACCUGCCCUACGGCGUCUUCUCCACCAAAGGCAACCCAAGACCGAGGAUUGGUGUGGCCAUUGGCGACCAGAUCCUGGACCUCAGUAUCAUUAAGCACCUUUUCACUGGGCCUGUCCUCUCCAAACACCAGGAUGUCUUUGAUCAGCCAACUCUAAACAGCUUCAUGGGCCUGGGUCAGGCUGCCUGGAAGGAGGCAAGAGCGUUCUUGCAGAACCUGCUAUCUGCCAGCCAAGCCAGGCUCAGAGAUGACAUGGAGCUUCAGAAGUGUGCAUUCACCUCCCAGGCUUCUGCCACGAUGCACCUUCCAGCUACCAUAGGAGACUACACGGACUUCUAUUCCUCUCGGCAGCAUGCCACUAACGUCGGAAUCAUGUUCAGGGGCCAGGAGAAUGCGUUGAUGCCUAAUUGGCUGCACUUACCAGUGGGCUACCACGGCCGUGCUUCCUCCGUUGUGGUGUCUGGAACCCCGAUCCGAAGGCCCAUGGGACAGAUGAGACCUGAUGACUCAAAGCCUCCUGUAUAUGGUGCCUGCAAACUCUUGGACAUGGAGUUGGAAAUGGCUUUCUUUGUAGGCCCGGGGAACAGAUUCGGAGAGCCCAUCCCCAUCUCCAAGGCCCAUGAGCACAUUUUCGGAAUGGUCCUUAUGAACGACUGGAGUGCUCGAGACAUUCAGAAGUGGGAAUAUGUCCCUCUUGGGCCGUUCCUCGGGAAGAGUUUUGGAACCACCAUCUCUCCAUGGGUGGUGACCAUGGAUGCCCUCAUGCCCUUUGCUGUGCCCAACCCAGAUCAGGACCCCAGGCCUCUUCCAUAUCUCUGCCAUGACCAGCCCUACACAUUUGACAUCAACCUCUCUGUUGCCCUGAAAGGAGAAGGAAUGAGCCAGGCGGCUACAAUAUGUAGGUCCAAUUUCAAGCACAUGUACUGGACAAUGCUGCAGCAGCUCACCCACCACUCUGUCAAUGGCUGCAACCUGCGGCCGGGGGACCUGUUGGCUUCUGGAACCAUCAGUGGGCCGGGAGGCUGGCACGAGGGUGCUGAUGCCAGGGAGGGUGAGGGGCCAUGUCAGUAUGGGCCCUGGGACCAAAAGCUCUGGAGAUGCCACCACUGUGGUGCCCAAGCUGCUGCAUUUCCAGCUAAGGCUUUGGGUCAGAGCAGCCUGAGCAGCCAGUACCAUCCAGAUGACGGGGCAGGGCACUGCCAGGGGGAUGGCUACCGCAUUGGCUUCGGCCAGUGUGCUGGAAAAGUGCUGCCUGCGCUCUCGCCAGCGUGAAGUCCUCUCUGCUCUCCUGGGAGCAAGGGCUCGUGCACCCCUCUCGGGUGACUGGAGCCUCCUUCUGUGGCUGGGGUUCUUCAUUCAGUCAUAAAUAAAGCCAUGUGUUCUGUCUCCAUGCUCU
Messenger RNA from Galeopterus variegatus (Sunda flying lemur), 1522 nucleotides. RefSeq names its product fumarylacetoacetate hydrolase (fumarylacetoacetase) (gene FAH). Gene Ontology annotation, molecular function: fumarylacetoacetase activity. Bases 34 to 1398 code for a protein of 454 amino acids. Gene Ontology annotation, biological process: L-tyrosine catabolic process; L-phenylalanine catabolic process; homogentisate catabolic process. The record is from RefSeq and is a predicted model, not a curated record. The transcript has 14 exons. Lineage: Eukaryota; Metazoa; Chordata; Mammalia; Dermoptera; Cynocephalidae.